AUGGUCAAACGCUCUCGUGACGCCGAUGCCAACGCCAACUCCGCAGAGAAGCGGACCACCGAACCCCCCGUGAAGAAGAGGAAGGGCUUUUCGGUUGGGCCUGCAAAUUUGCCUGAUGGCACCUAUCGUCGCAAAGCCCAAAAGAUCAAAAACGACCUGAUCCAAAAAGCAAAAAUCAAGAAAGCCUACGCCAAAAUCAAAGCGGAAGAGCUCGCCUCCGCACCGAAGAAAUCCAUCUACGCGACCGAGGAGAAUGGAGAGGACGACGCGCAUGCAGACCAGGCCACUCUGGAAUUACACCCAGACCGGCAGGCUAUGCUGAAUGCACCUUCGGCGGAGCGCCCCGCCCGACCUGAGCGCCCUGAGCGAUCCCAGAACCAGGACCCCAAGGAGCGUCGGAAUAAGAGGAACCCCAGACAGUCGGCGUUUGCGAGGGAGUUGGAGAUUGCAGAGAAGCGUAGACAGGAGGCAGAGAAACGCAAAGAGGACCGGGAGUUCAGACAGAAGAACCGUGAGGCGAUGCUAAGGGCGAAACGGCCUGAUCAACACGGGAAGAGGAGAUUGGGCCGGGAGAGCCAGGUGUUGCUUGAUCGGAUUGAGCGAAUGGUCGGUCAGUCGUAA
Aspergillus clavatus NRRL 1 is the source of this 621-nucleotide messenger RNA. RefSeq lists its product as uncharacterized. The coding region runs from base 1 to 621 and encodes 206 amino acids. The record is from RefSeq and is a predicted model, not a curated record. Lineage: Eukaryota; Fungi; Ascomycota; Eurotiomycetes; Eurotiales; Aspergillaceae. The transcript has 2 exons.